CUGACAAGAAGUCACUAUUCCACCCGUAAGAAAACCUGAAUCUGCUUAAAUCAUGUUCUCUAUUCACUAACUCUUGUUUUAAUCAUUCCAUUUGAUGAUUAUUGACAGGAUGAAAAACGUGAGAAUUUCAUCGAAAAAGUUAUGCAGUGUGAUUGCAUAAUCUACAACAUUAAAGAUGAUUACAAGGCAAUUGAUGAUGCCUUAUGGAUAUUGGAAAAACUACACGAUAAUCUUGAUAAGUUUGCCGCACAAAAACAAUUUAUUCUCAUCUCAUCGGUGUUGACAUGGGCAAAAAGUUCACUACCAGAUCCAAAUGAUCGAGAGAUGCCGUUCACGGAUGAUGAUUACCUGAGAAGAAAGGCACAUUCUAAUUAUGAAGAACACAUACUUGCUGAGAAGUCUGUAAUACAACAAGGGAAAACAGCUGCAUGGAAUAGUGAACCAUUUCUUCAAUUUCCUGGAGACAGAAACAACAUUGUGCCGACAAUACAUUUACGUGAUUUAACCAGGUAUCGUUUUUGUAAACAACUAUUUCUUUUUGAUAUGGUUGUGUUCUCUGAGCUGGAUAGUUAAUUUGCGAAGCUUUCAUCGCCCUACAAGGCGACAUCUUCAGCGCAUACUUCAAUUCGUCGAAGUGAGCUUUCAGAUUUCUCCACGAGUUUAUUAAUCAUCUCUCCUGGUGGGUGACCUUGGACGUGAUUGGUUGUUUUUGUGUGUUUUCACACCUUCUAGGUUAUUUGUAUUGUAAUUCAUUGUUUCUUUGACUUGAAAUUUGAUCCUUUGUGUGUGACGUUUCUUUCUUAUCGGCUGAUAAAUUUUGUCAAUGUCGAUGUGUCUAUUGAUUGAUAAUUCACUGGAAUGCCAAGCUUCUAAAAAUUCUCUAGCAUUCUUGUUGUUUCCUCUGUCUAAUAUUUGAACGUUGUCCCAGUCGAAUUGAUGUCCGUGGUUGUCUGUAUGUAGUGAUAUGAGGGAGUGGAUAUCAUGUCUUUUGACAGCUAGCUUAUGAUCGUGGAUACGAAGGGAACAUCCACUUUGGCCAAUGUAGUGUUUUUCCCAUUUGAUACAAUCUAUUUUGUAGAUGAUGUUGGUUUUAUCUUCCUUCGCUGUUGAGUCUUUUGGUUGACAUGGAAUUGAUUGAAGUGACUUUGUUAGUUUGUGUACGACGUCCAUUCCCAAAGUUUUGAAUAGUCUUGUAGUGAUUUCUGAGAUGUCCUUUAUAUAUGGUAAGGCAAUUUUCUUUGUGCUUUCCUUGGGGGCUUUUGGUGUGAUUGGUUGGCUUGAGGGUAUAUGUCUUUUGAUGAAAUUCCGUGGAUAUCCAUUCUUUUGGAAGACGUCCAUGAGAUAUCUAUAACUAUUCCUUUGCUUUGAGCUCUGAAGUUCCAGUAGCUGUGGUGUUGAUUUUACAGGGUGAGGGGUGUUAGCUUCACAAGCAACCCUCCUUCUGUUUUUCCAGGCUUAUUAGAAGAAAGUACACUGGGUCAGGUUUAGGAGUGUGCUAGUGGCCAGGAAUGAACCUCUGACCUCCCUCCCGAAUGUAACUGACAAGUAUUAUGCCACUGUACUACCGACACACUUGUAAACAAAUUCCACUAAAAUCAAUAUACUUUGUGCUACAUGUAUUCAGUAUUACAACAGUCGGAAGUUAUAAUGCCUAAUAUUUAUUAUUUGAUUACUUAAACUUUUGUAAUCGGUCUCCAGUUGACAUUUAUGUAUAACCUAUGGACGUUUAGGAGAGAGACGGGAUGUUGACGUUUAAGCAAAGUACAAUGUAUAUAAACGCAAGUUCUUAUCCCUCAACUCCUAUAUUAUUAUUUGUUCUGCUUAGACCAAAGACAUAUUAAAACACCAAAUCGAUUGACCAAACUUAGUAUUAUUAUAAUUGUCCCCUUGAGUUCCUA
Messenger RNA from Trichobilharzia szidati, 1898 nucleotides. The record is from the annotation of a GenBank genome assembly. NCBI's taxonomy places the organism in Eukaryota, Metazoa, Platyhelminthes, Trematoda, Strigeidida, Schistosomatidae.